AUGAAGAUUGCACAAUCUUUUGCUUUCAUUCAAUUUUCUUCAUUCUUUGCUUUCAUUUUACCUUUUCAUUCUUUCAUUUUUCUUUUUCAUUCUUUCAUUUCAUUUCAGUCACUGCUUUUCUUUAUUGCCCAUUAUUUAUUUCCAUUUGCUUCAAUCUUUGAAUUCAUUUUGCUUCAUUCUUUUUUGCUUUCAUUUCUAUUCAUUUUUAUUUCAUUUGUUUUUCUUUAUUUUCACUCAUCCUCCCUUUUUCUUUGCAUUCAAAUCAUUUCCUUUUAUUCUUUUGACUUGUUUUUCUUAAUUCUUUGUUUGCUUGAUUUUUCGUCAUUCUUAAUUUCACUCUUUUCUUCAUUCUUUUUCAUUAACUAUUUUAAUUUCUUUUUUAAUUCAUUCUUUAGUUUAUUUUUUGCCAAUGUUUUCUUUCAUUGUUUUCAUUCACGCUUAAUUUUUUGCUUUCAUUUCAUAUUCUUCAAUAUUUGCUCCACUUAUUUUCCAUCUUUGCUUUUAUUCCUUUUCCAUUCUUUGCUUUCAAUUUGUUUUCAUUCAUUUUUCUUCUUCAUUGCUUUCUUUUUAGUUUUUAUUGAUUCUUUGUCUUCAGUGUAUUUCAUUCUUUACUUCAUUAUUUUCAUUUUUCAUUAUCUAUAUUGGAUAUUUCUCUUUAUUUCUAUAUUAUUAUCACCCGCUAAUAUUAAUAUUAUUUGA
Molecule: messenger RNA, 699 nt
Organism: Acanthosepion pharaonis
Lineage: Eukaryota; Metazoa; Mollusca; Cephalopoda; Sepiida; Sepiidae
Source: the annotation of a GenBank genome assembly